AUGAACUUAUGUGUUAGGGUCAUACUGCUGUGUGUUGUAAUAACUUUUGCCGCUAGUGAUCAAGAUCAGAGAAAUUCAUCCGCUUACGACCUUGGGUCGUUUGACAUCCAGAGAUUUGGUUUAGAGCUACUUCUAGCUAAGUUGGAUAAUAUUCAGCAAACUCUUCUGGAACAACAUCAGUCUACACGCAAAGAGAUCUUUACUGCACUUCAUAGACUCGAACAUGCAAUUGGACACAAUUUGACCGAGCUCCAAGAGAGAUCGUUAAUGCAGACCACGUGUGUCACGCCGAAGCCUAAGCAUCCAAUCUACUCAUCGUGUAAGGAUGUACCAUCAAACGUCUCUGGAGUAUAUCUCAUCCGUUUGAACAGUAAAAGAGACCCGAUAAAAGUGUUUUGUGAACAAGAAAAAUUUGGUGGCGGAUGGAUUGUGGUUCAGCAUCGAUUUGACGGCUCAGUUGACUUUUAUCGUAACUGGACCGAAUACCGUGAUGGAUUUGGUGACCUGGACAAGGAGCACUGGCUCGGUCUGGAGAAAAUGCACCUGAUAUCGAAGGCGCGUGCACAUGAAUUGAUCGUAGAAUUAAAAGACUUCAGUGGCACCUACAAGUAUGCACGAUACAAUGCGUUUGAGGUUGGAAAUGAAAGUGAACAGUACAGCCUCAAAACCCUUGGAACGUACAGUGGCACUGCUGGAGAUUCUAUGGCAGGUAAUGCAGGGAUGAAGUUUAAAACGAUGGAUUCCACACGCGAUCGAAAUACUGUAAAUUGUGCUGAGCAUCAUGCAAGUGCCUGGUGGUAUAACUAUUGUACCUUUGCCAAUUUAAAUGGGCGGUACUCAAGGUUUAACAACGAUAAAUCAAUGUUCUGGUACCAUUUCAAAGGGAAUCAUGAAGGUUUGUGCUUCUCAAGAAUGAUGAUUCGUCAACUGAAUUAG
Molecule: messenger RNA, 936 nt
Organism: Anopheles aquasalis
Lineage: Eukaryota; Metazoa; Arthropoda; Insecta; Diptera; Culicidae
Product: fibrinogen-like protein A
Source: RefSeq, a predicted model, not a curated record